AAUACAAUUGUUGGGAAGAAGUGAAGUGGUUGUGGAUAAUGAUGUUGAUAACCGUAAAACAAGCUUCCCCUUCUCCCCGGUGGUGUGUUCGGCUUAAUAAUCGUCCUCUGAUACCAAAACCAUCUUCUUCUUCUUCUUCUUCUUCUAUUUGCAGAGCCACUCUCUCUGUCCGGAGAAUAUCUACCACUCAACCUCAUCUCUCUACCAGCUGUGACGUAGCGAAUUUCGACCCGUUAGGUAUUAACUCUUCUUCUUCUUCUUCUUCUACAUGGAAAAAUAUUGUGAGUUUGUUUGAGAGCUCAGAAAAACCUCGAGGAGGAGGAGUAGCAGCAGCAAUAGAGGAUAGUUCAAUUGAUUUUGGUGACUUCUUCAAAGGUCCUCUGCCAGGGAAGUUUCUUAAGCUUUUAGGGUUUCUUGCAUUGUCAAGGCUUGGUGUGUAUAUACCUCUAGGUGGAGUUAACAGAGAGGCUUUUCUUGGAAAUUUGGAUCAAAAUAGUUUGUUAAGCACUCUAGACUCCUUUUCUGGUGGUGGUAUUGGUAGACUUGGUAUAUGCUCUCUUGGUAUUGUUCCUUUCAUCAAUGCACAAAUUGUUUUUCAGCUUCUUGCUCAAGUAUAUCCUAAGUUGCAAGAUCUUCAGAAAAGAGAAGGUGAGGCUGGAAGAAAGAAAAUUCUUCAGUACACUCGAUAUGCUUCUGUUGGAUUCGCCAUUGUACAGGCGAUUGGCCAAGUUCUUUUCCUGCGUCCCUAUGUAAAUGACUUUACAACAGAGUGGGCUCUUACUUCUGUUAUCUUAUUGACACUUGGCUCCGUGAUUACAACGUACAUUGGGGAGCAAAUUACUGACCUGAAACUUGGGAAUGGAACCUCUCUUUUGAUAUUCACAAACAUUAUCUCUUACUUGCCAGCUUCGUUUGGUCGGACAUUUGCACAAGCAUUUAAUGAUGCCAACUAUGUCGGACUUGUUACCAUCAUCGUGUCCUUCUUUCUGUUGGUAGUUGGAAUUGUCUAUGUGCAGGAAGCAGAGAGAAAAAUUCCUAUUAACUACGCGUCUAGAUUCACCAGCAAAAGCGGUGGACUUGAAAAAUCUGCUUACCUACCGUUUAAGGUCAAUAGUUCUGGGGUAAUGCCUAUCAUAUUUUCUACAUCAUCGUUAGCUCUUCCUGGUACUUUAGCACGUUUCACUGGUUUAAGUGCACUAAAAAAUGCUGCAGUAGCUUUGAAUCCAGGAGGCUCCUUCUAUCUUCCAUUUAACAUACUUUUGAUAGCCUUCUUCAAUUACUAUUACACUUUCCUACAACUGGAUCCAGAUGAUGUGAGCGAACAAUUGAAACGUCAAGGUGCUUCAAUUCCACUUGUCAGACCAGGCAGAAGUACAGCUACAUUUAUUAAAACAGUUCUUAGUCGAAUAUCAGUUCUAGGUUCAACAUUUUUGGCAAUCUUGGCUGCUGGACCUGCAAUUGUUGAGCAGACUGCACACUUGACUGCAUUCCGGGGAUUUGCUGGAACAUCUAUUCUUAUUCUUGUUGGUUGUGCAACAGACACAGCAAGAAAAGUUCGAGCUGAGAUUAUAUCCCAGAAGUACAAAAACAUAGAAUUAUAUGACUUUGACAAGUAUUGACCAUUAAAUGAUUGGUUGUUUCCUUUGUCUACAGAAUUAUAGUUCAUUUUAUAUUGACUUGUAUAUAAUUUUGCAGAGCAGAGAUUUAUUUUUAUUCUAUCUGUAAUGUAAAGAUCAAUUGGAAAAUCCAUUCAGUUGUUUGCAUAGAACUAGGUUUAUCAAUCAAUGGAAAUUAUGGAUAUAAUAGGGGCAAGUCGUGGCUCGUGGCCCGGUGAUGGGGAAGAUGUUUGAACCUAUUUUGACGUUCUACAUUCUUUGUCGAUAUAAUAUUUGUAGUUAUUUGUUAACGUUGUUUAUGAAAAGUUCUUGGCAACAA
This is a messenger RNA of Medicago truncatula (barrel medic), 1935 nucleotides long. Its product is annotated as preprotein translocase subunit SECY, chloroplastic. Gene Ontology annotation, cellular component: membrane. Gene Ontology annotation, biological process: protein transport. Lineage: Eukaryota; Viridiplantae; Streptophyta; Magnoliopsida; Fabales; Fabaceae. The transcript has 7 exons. The record is from RefSeq and is a predicted model, not a curated record. The coding region runs from base 39 to 1619 and encodes 526 amino acids.